UCAAUAAUGGACUCAGAAGACCGAACAGAAAGGAUUGUUGAUAUCUACGCCAGUGCAGAGGCUGUAAGAGACAUGAAACAUAAGAAAGAGACAGAAAACUUCAACACAGAAGAACCCCUAACACCUCGACACAGAGAAGACUUCAACACAGAAGAACCCCAAACACCUCGACACACAGGAAGUGAUGGUGUGACGAUCUCCAGAGCAGCUGGUGUGUGUUUGGGGCUGAUGUGUGUUCUUCUGAUGACUGCAGUCAUAGUGUUGUGUGUCAUCUUCACUCAAGAGAGACAACAGCUACUUACUAAAAUCACCAACCUCACAGAAGAGAGACAACAGCUGAAGACUAAGAUCACCAACCUCGCAGAAGAGAGACAACAGCUGAAGACUAAGAUCACCAACCUCGCAGAAGAGAGAGACCAGUUGAAAUCAGAAAGAAAAGAUCUUCUGAAGAAGUUUGCGGAUGGAUUGAAGUGCCAUCAAUCCAGUCUUUACUUCUUUUCCUCUGAGAAGAAGAACUGGGAUGAGAGCAGAAGUUACUGUAGAGAGAGAGAAGCAGAUCUGAUCAUCAUCAACAACAGAGAGGAACAAGAUUUUGUGAAGAAAAUUUGUGGUAGUUCUGAUAAUUUCUGGAUUGGUUUGACUGAUAUUGAAGAGGAGGGCACAUGGAAAUGGGUUGAUGGCAGCACACUGACCUCUGAGUUCUGGGCACCUGGACAGCCAGACAGCUAUCAGGGAACAGAUGAAGACUGUGCUAAUACUCAUUCAUCAGAAUGGUUUGAUACUCAAUGUAAAAAAAGUAUUAAAUGGAUCUGUGAGAAGAAUAUCCUUAAAUGAUACAUUAUAAUAACAAUGUACAUAUAUGCAUUAUGAACAAAUAAAUGUCAGUAAUUUUACCUGUUUAUUUUUUUAUUUUAUUUUUUUUGAAUGGCACAUUAAUUAGGUUAUUCUGUAAAAACAAAUACAAAAUAAAUAGA
This is a messenger RNA of Carassius carassius (crucian carp), 974 nucleotides long. RefSeq names its product CD209 antigen-like protein C. The record is from RefSeq and is a predicted model, not a curated record. Lineage: Eukaryota; Metazoa; Chordata; Actinopteri; Cypriniformes; Cyprinidae. The transcript is spliced from 5 exons. Bases 7 to 834 code for a protein of 275 amino acids.